Rotaria sordida is the source of this 582-nucleotide messenger RNA. The record is from the annotation of a GenBank genome assembly. NCBI's taxonomy places the organism in Eukaryota, Metazoa, Rotifera, Eurotatoria, Philodinida, Philodinidae.
AUGUCGCAUGCUUAUUUAGCGGUCGAUCCUCUAGGUGAAGCAACAUCUAUCCGUCGUUAUACGAUUCGUGAAAAGAUAUUAUCGCUACAUGAUAAUUAUAAAAUCAAAGAUGAAUCCGAUCAAGAUGCCUUCAUCGUUCGAUCAAAACUGUGGACAAUUGCUGACAAAAUUCUUUUGGAAGACAUGAAUGGAAAUGCUUUGGUAAAGAUCGAGGAAGAACUGCUUCAUUUACAUCCAACAUACAAAAUAUUGCCAGCACGUGAUGGUGAUGCGGGUCGCCAAUUAGCAUUAGUCAAGAAGAAAUUCUCAUUUCGUGAGAAAUUCUCAGUCAAUUCAGUGUAUGGUGAAUAUCAUUUGGAAGCACUAGAUUUCUUAGGUCGUUCAAUCACGUUAAAAAAAGAAGGACGCACUGUGGCAAUUAUAAAAAGGACGCUAGCUACUCUGGCUGACACCUACGAAGUGGAAAUUGAUAGUGAUGAAGAUCAUCCAUUCAUCUUAGCGUUGAUAAUUGUUCUUAAUCAAGCUCAACAUCAGGAUUAUAGCGCGGCUAGUGCAUCUAACUACCUUCCUGGAUCUACCUAA